Molecule: messenger RNA, 1781 nt
Organism: Quercus lobata
Lineage: Eukaryota; Viridiplantae; Streptophyta; Magnoliopsida; Fagales; Fagaceae
Product: myb family transcription factor PHL12-like
Exons: 8
Coding region: 626-1561 (311 amino acids)
Molecular function (GO): DNA-binding transcription factor activity; DNA binding
Source: RefSeq, a predicted model, not a curated record
GAAUAAUUUCUUUCUUUCAUGGGGACUUUUGUUGGGUCAUGAGUCAUGACGACGUUGGCGUAUGUUAGAUAGUAUAGACUUCUUUAUGUGAGAGAGAGAGAGAGAGAUAGGGACUUUAUGAGAGAGAGAGAGAGAUUGAGAUAGAGGUCAAAGCAAGGCAGUUGUGGUACUGUAUAGGGGUAAUGAUUUAGGCUUAGAAGGGCAGGAUACGAAUUCAGAAGCUCGUGAUAUAUAUAAAUAUAUAUUAUAUAUAUAUAUAUAUAUACAUUUUGCAAGCAGGGGGGGUUGAAUCAGAAGCUAGCAGAAACAGGCAGCAGGUCUGUGUGCGUGUGCGUAUAUAUUUGAACCCAGACAGUCCCAACGGGUUUCAAAGAAUAUCGUAGCACUGUACUGUUUUUAGGAGCCAAACCAAACCAAACCAAACUCAGAAGCCCUUUUUUUUUUUUUAAUAAUUUUUUUUGGAGAGUCUGAGAGGAAAAGGGUGUAAAGUCGAGCAUUUUAAGGGGAUCUGAGAGGAACCCAGGUGGUGAAAUCUUGUUUAGAAGUGUAAAGAUAGAGACUUUGUUGGAUAUUCAAGAGUGUUUGAGGAGAAGGAGCAAAAGUGUGUAGAUCAAGAGGACAAAAGAUGAGUAGUAGUUGUGGGAGAAAUGGGGCUGUGAGGCAGUAUAUAAGAUCAAAGGUGCCUCGCUUGAGAUGGACUCCUGAGCUCCAUCACUGUUUUGUUAAUGCCAUUGAGAGGCUUGGUGGCCAUCACAAGGCUACACCUAAGCUUGUUCUUCAAUUGAUGGAUGUCAAAGGACUAACUAUCUCACAUGUCAAGAGCCAUCUCCAGAUGUAUAGAAGCAUGAGGGGUGACUUGAGCAGACAAGAUAGAGGUUCUACUCAUCAGCAAAGAAGACAAUCUUUUGAGGAGCAUGAUGAUGAUGAUGAGUGUGUUGAUGAAGUGAAUGAUGUGGGUUUUUAUCCAUUGUCAAAACCCCCCAUUGGAAAAGAAUCAGAUUCUCCCUUCACCUACUGUACCCCUCUCCCUCGAAAAAGAGCUAGAAUUGAAACGAUGAGUUCAAUCUCUGAGAGCCUGCAAUGCAGCCAAAGAAUAAAUGAGACAGUCUCAAAUCCGUACUCUUUUGAUGAUUACAUGCGGGCCAUGGCUGAGCAUAAGGGAAUAAAAGAGGGUUGUGGUUCAAGAUGGCAGACACAGCCUCAAUCCCCAGCCUUCUUUCUGCCACGAGAUCUUUACAACCUCAACUCUUUCAAAUAUGCGGUGCAAGAAUCUCAUUUCCUUAAGGUAUCCAGUCUAGAGGAUCAAAAGUACACCCCAGAAAGAAGGCCUAAACAUGAGAACAAUGGAGGGGGAAGUGCCCAACAACAAGAAGUUGGUGGUUGCGAGUUGUCAUUAUCGCUCUCAUUGCCUCAUCCGUCCUCCCAGAAAAGCAAUGCUUCUUCCGUGAGCGAGAUCAGUGAGACAAUCUCAUCCUAUUCUAGAUCUUAUUAUAAAGAUUGCUCCAGCUCAUCUUCUGGAAAACAUAGUAUUAACCUAGACCUAUCUAUAGCUCUAUGUUAAUGUAGAAUUCAUCUUUUACCAUGUUCCCAUAAUACUCUUUCAAAAUUUCUUCGUUCUUUGUAAUUUAUCAGCUUAACUCACCGACUUUCAUGGACAUGAUCUAUAUUUAUAUUUGGAGACUUAGGUAAGAGCUUAGCUUCAAUUUGUUUUUGGCACCUGAAAUCUGGUUUACUAAUGUCCAAAUUGAGUAAUGUUAGGGACACAAUGUUUUUCAUGACUA